AUGAACCACUCAUGCUUGUAUGAAGCCAUAUCCAGUCCAAAUACAACUCCAGGUGCAAAGCCUAAACCUGCUGCUACCCAACUCAGUCUCUCAAAUAUUUUUUUGGGAUUCAAUAAUAACUUCACCGGAGAGAUACCUCAGUCAAUAUGUGGACUCAACUCUCUAUACGCCCUAGAUCUAUUAGACAACAAUCUCCACGGCUCAAUUCCUCAGUGUUUAGAGACUCUGAUGAUGAGUUCUCUUUUGUAUCGUCCCAUGACUUUAGCCUCUCACAAAUUUAGUUGGCAUCUGGAUCAUAUGAUACUGCGGAUAUCAACACUUUAG
This is a messenger RNA of Arabidopsis thaliana (thale cress), 324 nucleotides long. Its product is annotated as Ribonuclease inhibitor. Gene Ontology annotation, cellular component: membrane. NCBI's taxonomy places the organism in Eukaryota, Viridiplantae, Streptophyta, Magnoliopsida, Brassicales, Brassicaceae. The transcript is spliced from 2 exons. Bases 1 to 324 code for a protein of 107 amino acids. The record is from RefSeq and is marked reviewed.